GACGAAACAGGCGCGAGACCGCGAGCGAGCGUCGUCUGCUUGGUGUUCGCGUAGCAGACGACUUUUGGUUCCAAGUCAGCGUGGUCUUGUGCGGGAAGAUUCUGGUAAAGCGAUACGCCCACGUGCUGUGCCUUCUGCUUCGAAAUAUAUUUUGUGUUCCCGUGCUGUCUGGACCGUUUUAGUGUUCGCGAGUACUUGUGAUCCCUGAAGUGCGCAACGAUGACAAUGAAGCAACGGGCGUUUAUUGGGGCAGUCUGCGCAUUUAUGGUGGAACUGUGAAUUCGUUGGUCGUCAGGAUAAUAUUAGUGGAAUAGUACAAAAAAAAUGGGCUGUUGUGCUUCAGCAUUUUAUUCGGGUUCUUACGUGACCCGCGAAGAUGGUUUGUCAACAGAUGACACAACUAUUAAGGAAAAGCAGGGACAUUCCAAGGAAGGUGGAAAGCCCGCUAAGCAACCAGGAAAAGCCCCGCCUCCGCGUCCUCCUAGGCCAUCUUCUAAAGUAGAGGAUGUACCGAAACAGGAAGAGAAAGAACAUGCUUCCCAGCCUACUCCGGGCCAAAUCGCCGCAACAGUUGCGGCGGAACUCAUCGAGAAAGCCAUCUCCGGUGAGAAGGCGCCCACACCUGAGAAAGACGCGGUGAAGAGCGAGAAGCCAACAGAAACCAAGCCAGAACCAGUGUCUGAGCCUCCACCAGCUUACCAGCCUGUAGUAGACGUUCUAAAAUCAUCUGCUGAGACUGUAGCUCGCGAAGCUUCGGAGGCCAUUCAGAAAGCUCUCACCAGCGAGAAGCCGGUUGUGGAACCACCGAAACCAACCGAGGAAGAAAAACUACCGGAGCCUCCACCAGCGCCUUACCAACCGGUAGUGGAUGUGUUGAGGACUUCUGGUGAAGUUGCAGCCAGUGUUGCUGGUGAGAUCUUUGAAAAGGUCGCGAACCUCGCUGAUGAUAAGCCAAAAGAAGCUGAAGAACAGAAGAAACUUGAACCUGUCCAGGAAGCCAAACCCGCUGAACCAGAGCAGAGGCCUUUCAUCGAUGUAGUGAGAGACACCGCGAGCGAAUUCACGUCGAACGUCGUGUCCGGAGUCACUGGAAGUUUUUCUACUGAAAAGAGCGAGGCUCCGUCCCAGGCACCUAAAGAACCUCCAAAGGAAGCCCCACCUCCCCCACCAGAGUACGAACCGGACCAAGAGCCUCAACAACCACUCCUGGACGUUUUGAAGUCGACGGCAACAAUAGCUGCAUCCGGCUUCUUUGACAAAUUGGCGUCUAACGAAGAGGGUUCCCAGAACCAGGAGGAAAAGAAGGAUGUUGAAGAAAAGCCAAAGGAGCACGACGACGCUCCAAUCGUGGAUGUCCUGAAGUCCUCAACGAGAGCAGCAGUUAGCUUUGCAUCUGGCCUGCUAGAUGACACCCCUCCGACCGACGAGCCGAAAACGGACAGUGAGCUGGAGAAAGGAGCAUCGGAAGUCAAACAAGAAACAAAUGAUUCGGAACAUCCAGGUGUGCCUCAGCGCGUGGUCGAGAUGGCGAGAGCUGAAGCUGAAGCUGUCGCCGCGAAAAUCGUAGAGGAAGUAAAGGCGAUAGCCGAAGAACGGGUUCAGCAAAUCAUGGCUGGCAAAGAAAAUGCUGAGGACUCUACUCGUCAUCUUAGUGUCCCUGACGCAGAGAAACGGCACCAUGAUGACGAGCGCGAUAGAAGCCCCACGCCUAACGAGAUUGAAUCUGCUGUAGUGAAGAUUCAGGCUGGAGUACGCGGCUACCUGACGAGGAAAAUGCUUCAUGAAAAGUCGCCGCAGCAUCAUGAUGACGAGGCGUCCCACAACGGUAGCCACGAACACCCUUCUGCUCCAAAGACCACAGUCUCCGACAGUUCCAACCUAGUCAAGGAAAACCACAACAGCCGUCUCCAAGGUAGUCAAGAGGGAAACGCCGAAGAACAGCACGGAAGCUUCAUCAGCAGGAUGUCUGAACGUGUUGUCGAUGAGCUGUCACACUUGGACCCACACUAUACUGAGAUGGCCGCCACCAAGAUACAAGCUGCCUUCCGCGGGUAUAGGGUUCGGAAGGAGAUGAAACCCGACAACGGGCCGCACGCGUUACACAAGAGCGAAGUCUCUCACUAAGGCCUGUUUCACACGAACGCUUUCCUCGUCCGCGUUUUUAACGGGGGCAAAACGGACCCGUCGGAACCUACGGGUCUCGAUUGCCCUUAGUUUCUAUUUUUGAAGCAGACGGACGACAAAAACGGACGUGUGGAAGAGCCCUAAGGGUGUCUCCCGUUGUUGAUGGAGAAAAGUUAACGGGAAACGGGGAACAAUAUGGUGCUGACUGUGUUUUUUGGUCUGGAAUGCUGUUCUUGUAGGGUAGGUAGGACAAGAUAAUACUAAAACGAACAAAAAUGUUAUCAAUAGCUACCAUUUAACGCACGAAGUGAAGGGAAGCCCAUGACGAAGCCUCACAACGGGAAAUGGGUGGUAUAGGGGAUGCUAUCGUCCAACCUUUGGGUAGAUUAUGCAACAGCUGCUCUCAGAAUGUCUCCGUUGGUCGUCUCUUAUCAAAAGCCGGUCUGGGCGCAUAGUGCAGCGUAGAAAAGGUUGAACAUUUGAUAGCGGUCCCAGCAACGCAUACUAAAUUUACGAAACGUGCAUGGCUUGAUAUCCCGGAAACCCCUUGUUCAGAGUGCCAGUGCCUUGUGUACAUGGUAGCCUGCUGUCCUCAAAUAUUUUCAAGGCACAUGACAGAAACAAAAACCCCGAGACAGAGGAACACACAGAAACGACACAACAGGUUCGAGAAUCUGGUGUGUGUGUUCCUACCUCGUGGUUUUCGUUUCUAUCAUGGUUCACCAGGUAGCCUGCAUUUUCUUCUUCGUGCACUGUUUCCGAGGUCCUCGAUCUGAAGGUUUCUAUACAAAGCGGGAAUUGCAACCCAUAUAACGUGUAACUUCUUCACAGUAGAGAUCUACGUGAAGUAUUAAUAUAGUUUAGCACUAUUACUAUUCAAACUCAAAAAAGGCUUAGUGAAACACCCAAGCUGUCUCAGUGGAUACAUGCCUGGUGCAGUGGCGAGGUCGGAAUAUACCUGCUUCCCUACUUUUAAUAGAGUAAGACAAGUCCUCUAACGGACUCACUUGUUUUAGUCCCCAAGUAGGAAGGUUACAAACAAAACCUAGUCAGUGAUGCUCAUGAGAAUUUUUUUGACAAUUUUAUGUUCUACGUAAGCAAGGGGCAUUCAGUAUCUGCUACACGGAUUAGGUGAACGAUACAUAUAUUCAAAACGUCAAGUUAUGCAUGAAUGUUUCGGGCGCACUAACAUAGGAGUUCUAAGCACCGUUUGCGACAUUUAUCUGAAAUCUUGAGCCACUACCCCUACUGGCAAUGUCGCCCGGGAAAGGUAAUUUUGAGAUGAGGCCCAUACGAAAUACGCAGUCGAAGAUGACGAAGACAGGUGGUGGUGGUCAGGGCCGCGCCGUACAGACCGUUUCCCGCCUGCCUACGGCAAGCAGUCCAACCACCACGACCACCAUAGAGGUCUGGCCUACGCUUUCGGUAGGCGAAACAGCCAGUAGGAGACACUUGCGCUGCGGUCGAGAUUUCAGACAAGAGUGUAGCAAGUAGUACAUUAAUUUCAUUUCAUACAGUCUAUGAUACGUAGUUCAAAAGAAAGGUAACCAAAAGAUUAAUUUCACUUUAAAGACAUUUAAUCACGCCAUGGCCGACGGCAAGUGAUGAUUUAUAUUGAUAAGUGAAGCGCCCCGAUAGUUGCUCUUUCUGUAUUUUUGACAUCGCAGUUGCAGAACACCAGACACUGCUAUAGAAUUGAGAGUGCAACAGAAGUAAUGAACUUCAAAGGAAGCCUUUGACUCGUGUGCCUUAAAACUGACAUGUACAUAGCCGUUAUUUACACGCGCAGUGUGACAUUUCUUACCUCAAAUUCUUGUAGCACAAUUGCAACGCAAAUGCUACUUCAUUUUUAUAGCUUCUUUCUCUGUGUUUGGGAGUUAGGGAACUUCCUGCGUAUACUGAGCUUUAUUAAGAGUGACUUUGAUAAUGCGUGUGCGUUUCUACCGCGCACUGAAAAACGUCCGUUUGUGCUUUUCUAAAUAAAUAUAUUUUACAGAUUGUCAA
Ornithodoros turicata is the source of this 4128-nucleotide messenger RNA. Its product is annotated as fibrous sheath CABYR-binding protein-like. Lineage: Eukaryota; Metazoa; Arthropoda; Arachnida; Ixodida; Argasidae. Bases 325 to 2124 code for a protein of 599 amino acids. Gene Ontology annotation, molecular function: protein binding. The transcript has 4 exons. The record is from RefSeq and is a predicted model, not a curated record.